Aplosporella prunicola CBS 121167 is the source of this 2016-nucleotide messenger RNA. RefSeq lists its product as uncharacterized. The coding region runs from base 108 to 1844 and encodes 578 amino acids. Gene Ontology annotation, cellular component: endoplasmic reticulum; endoplasmic reticulum membrane. The record is from RefSeq and is a predicted model, not a curated record. Lineage: Eukaryota; Fungi; Ascomycota; Dothideomycetes; Botryosphaeriales; Aplosporellaceae. Gene Ontology annotation, biological process: protein folding. Gene Ontology annotation, molecular function: calcium ion binding. The transcript is spliced from 5 exons.
GCUAUAUCAACCGAUCUUCCUUCCUCCGCACCCUUUCCCGCCAACCUUUACAUUUCAGCCAUUGGUCCCCCUCCCUUGCUUCAGCUUUAGCAAGAGGACUCUCCACCAUGCGUGCUGCCUAUCUUACCACCGCUAUCCUCAGCGCCGCCGCUGUGCGCGCCAAUCCCGCCGACGAUCUGGAGGAUGUCGCUUCCACCGUCUCCUCUGCCGUCGAGUCAGCCAGCUCGUCGGCCGUCUCCAAGCCCACUUUUACCCCUACCAACCUGAAGGCGCCUUUCCUCGAACAAUUCACCGACGACUGGGAGUCCCGGUGGCAGGCUUCCCACGCUAAGAAGGACGACAAGUCCACCGAGGAGGAGUGGGCCUACGUCGGCACCUGGUCCGUCGAGGAGCCCACCGUUCUCAAGGGCAUUGACGGCGACAAGGGUCUUGUCAUCAAGGACAAGGCUGCGCACCACGCCAUCUCCUCCAAGUUCGAGAAGCCCAUUGACAACAAGGACAACACCCUCGUUGUUCAGUAUGAAGUCAAGCUUCAAGACGGCCUCGAGUGCGGUGGUGCCUACAUGAAGCUCCUCCAGGACAACAAGGCUCUCCACCAGGAGGAGUUCUCCAACGCCUCUCCCUACGUGAUCAUGUUCGGUCCCGACAAGUGCGGCGCCACCAACAAGGUUCACUUCAUCUUCAAGCACAAGAACCCCAAGACUGGCGAGUACGAGGAGAAGCACCUCAAGAGCCCUCCCACGGCCCGCAUCACCAAGGCCUCCACUCUUUACACCCUCAUUGUCAAGCCCGACCAGACCUAUGAGAUCAAGAUCGACGGCAAGUCCGUCAAGAGCGGCUCUAUCCUCGAGGACUUCAACCCCCCCGUGAACCCUCCCGAGGAGGUUGACGACCCCAACGACAAGAAGCCCGAGGACUGGGUCGACGAGGCCCGUAUUCCUGACCCCGAGGCCUCCAAGCCCGAGGACUGGGAUGAGGACGCGCCUUUUGAGAUCAUCGACGAGGAGGCCGAGAAGCCUGCGGACUGGCUCGACGAUGAGCCCACCUCUGUCCCCGACCCCGAGGCUGAGAAGCCCGAGGAUUGGGAUGACGAGGAGGACGGUGACUGGGUCGCUCCUACUGUCCCCAACCCCAAGUGCGACGAGGUCUCUGGCUGCGGCGAGUGGAAGCGUCCUACGAAGAAGAACCCUGCCUUCAAGGGCAAGUGGACCGCUCCCAUGGUCGACAACCCUGCCUACAAGGGUGUCUGGAAGCCCCAGAAGAUUGCCAACCCUGACUACUUUGAGGACAAGACUCCCUCCAACCUUGAGCCCAUGGGCGCUAUUGGUUUCGAGAUCUGGACCAUGCAGAAGGACAUCCUCUUCGACAACAUUUACAUCGGUCACUCCAUCGAGGAUGCCGAGGCGCUCCAGAAGGAGUCCUUUGACGUUAAGAAGGCCGUCGAGACCGCUGAGGAGGAGGCCAACAAGCCCAAGAAGGAGGACAAGCCCAAGUCCGCUCUUGACAUCACCUUCGCUGAGGACCCCGUUACCUACGUCCGCGAGAAGUCUGCUCUGUUCUUCAGCAUUGCCAAGCACGACCCCAUCCAGGCCGCUAAGUUCGUCCCUGAGGUCGCUGGUACCCUUGGUGUUCUCGUCGCCACCCUUCUGGCUCUCAUCAUCGGCGCCGUCGUCGGUGGUGGUGCCAAGGCUGCUCCCUCCAAGGAGCAGGCCAAGAAGACGGCCGACAAGGCCAAGGCUGCGGCUACCGACGCCAAGGACAAGGCGGCCGAGGCUGUCAGUACUGGCGCGGAGAAGACCAAGGAGGAGGCCAACAAGAGGUCGACGAGGUCGUCUGCGCAGUAAGCGGUUGUAAGGAUGUUGGAGGGGGAGAGCGUGCGUGCUACAAAAGGAAUACCAAUUGAUUGCUCCAUUCGGAGUUGGGGAGAACGGGGUUACUUGAAUUGCGAAGGGAGGUGUAUAAGCUAUACCUGAUCGCGGGCUUACCUGAAUUAUUGUAACUGAGUUGUUUUCUGCG